GCUCGCUUUUCUUUUUUGGGUGCAGUUGGCCAGUUGCUGUGACUCUGUGACCUACAUACUGUCACGCCCUUGCACUUUAUCACUCUCUCCAGAUCUGAUCUCAAAAAAUAAAAAUCAAGGUAAUUUCAAAAUCCUAGCCUUAGAUCUCCUCUUCUUCGUCGUAUUUCAAAGGUUUUUAACUUCAUUUCCUUGUAAGCUGGAAAAGAUGGGUCGUGGAGUUAGCUGUGGUGGUGGGCAGAGCUCAUUGGGCUAUCUGUUUGGGAGUGGAGAAGCUCCAAAACCAGCCACAAAUGACUCCCAAGCUGCUCCAACUGAAGCACCUGCUGUCUCAAAACCUUCUCCUGCUCCUGCUCCUGCUCCUGCUCCUCAGCCAGUAGAUAUUACCAAGCAAAUUCCUGCUGGUAUUAACAGUAUGCAUGCUGAUAGUCAGAACACUGGCAGUUUCAUUACGGAUCGACCUUCCACCAAAAUUCAUGCUGCCCCUGGAGGUGGAUCUUCUCUGGGCUACCUUUUUGGUGGGGGACCUGGGGGUAGUAAAUGAGAUUGUGUCUUCAUAUAUGAGGAAUGAAAACUUAAGUCGCAUGUGGUGUAAUAUACAGGUUUUGUGGUUGUUGUUCAGUGUAUUCAAUCAAGAGUUCUCCAGAUUAGAUGCACAAACAUCUAUUUCAGAGCUCAGUUACUAUGAAAAACAAUGUUAUAUAUGUAUAAUUCUGUCAUUUUACCUUGUCUCUCAGUCUCUUUAUCCUCAAGUUACAAGUACAAGGCUAAAAGUGUUCGAUUCUAGUAUCAUCUAGCAUGUGUCGAUUGCAUAUUUUUUGGGUUUUACAUGUGUUAAUAUGUAUUUUACGUGUGUUGAUAUGAAUCAAGUGUGACAUUGUAACAUGAAAAAUUAAGUCUAUUUAACCCUUUACUUUGGUCACUGUUGAUCAAAUUUGGACAA
Messenger RNA from Durio zibethinus, 940 nucleotides. Its product is annotated as protein SPIRAL1-like 1. The record is from RefSeq and is a predicted model, not a curated record. Gene Ontology annotation, biological process: cortical microtubule organization. Gene Ontology annotation, cellular component: cortical microtubule, transverse to long axis. Lineage: Eukaryota; Viridiplantae; Streptophyta; Magnoliopsida; Malvales; Malvaceae.